Rasamsonia emersonii CBS 393.64 is the source of this 726-nucleotide messenger RNA. RefSeq lists its product as uncharacterized. The record is from RefSeq and is a predicted model, not a curated record. NCBI's taxonomy places the organism in Eukaryota, Fungi, Ascomycota, Eurotiomycetes, Eurotiales, Trichocomaceae. The transcript is spliced from 3 exons. Bases 1 to 726 code for a protein of 241 amino acids.
AUGAACAGAGCCGACACGGGUUUUGACAAUGUCAUCGCCGAGAUCGUCGACGGCCAUGUCACGCAUAUCAUGUACCAGGACGAGGAUUGUGUGUUGGAGGAGCGAGAUUUUGAUAGCGAGAUGAGCCCCCCUGAUCGAGUGGGAGCGGCCAAAGAAGCGACUCCGGGAGCCUACGUCCUCCUGGGGCCGAAGUUCAACGAGUCCACCGAAUGGGUUCCCGGCCAGCUGGCCUCCCUGGGCCUCGAGGUUCCCCCGUGGACGAAGAUUGCCGCUGUAUUGACGGAGGAUUGCACGAUCUUCGUCUUCAUCCAGGACAGAUCCGGCCAGAUACAGGCUGUCUUCAAGCAACAACUAGAUGACCAGUGGCAGGUUGUCACCGAUCUUCCACCCACCGAGCCCUUCACUACCGCCCCUAUCUACGCAAUAUCGUUGGAUGACACAGUUCACGCGUUCUACGGCCAUCGCGACAGUUCCAUCCACGAACUCGUCCUGGUAGACGGCGUAUGGCAUGACCGCGAAGUGCCUUCUACCGGAGGCGGAUUGCCCAAAAGCCACAUUUCCGCGAUCAUCAUGGACGAUAGAUUCUUUCUCCAGUUCGCAGACAGCUCCGGGUCUGCCUUCGUCCUCAAGGACGGCAAAGCGCUACCGGUGGGAAGGAUGACGGAAUACGGGUUCCGGGAGUUCAACGAUGCGGAAGGUCAUGGUCCGAAGGAGUUGAAGUGGUAG